AUGGCUAGGAGCCGACUUCUCUGGCGUUCGUGCUCCAAUAUGCCAUUUUUGAACGGAACGAGCGUAUUGUGUGGAUUGUCGGGAGACGAAAAAGAACGUUUGGCGCAGCAACGCGAGCGUUCAGAUAAAAUUUCCCAACUUAUGGGGAAUUAUCUGCUCAAAGGGUGGCGAAUGCUGGAUGAGACUUGUCACAUUUGCGGUACAGUAACCUUUGAACCGCCCUCAGGUGGUCGGUAUUGCAUCGCGUGUUCCGAAGUGGAUGUGACACCUACAUCAAUUUCUGACCAGUUGACCACUCCUGCUGUCACUGGACCCGACACAUUUGGGACUGCGCACCUUGCUGUGCAGGCCGGCUCGGUUGAUUGCAAGCCUUCCGUGCGUUGCUACUCGCCAUCAGCCAAAAUGUUACUCGACGACAUGCAACGCAAGUUGUUUUGGUGUGUAACUCAAAUGACGGAUACAGACAGUCAAAAUGCUGUCGUACAAUGGACACACACUAUCAAGUGCGUAGUGGAGGCCAUGAAUGCGAUUGCCCGAUGCGAAUAUCUUUCUUCUUGAUCGUCCUCAUCGCUUGCGUAUAAAACAUGGUCACAUACUAUUCUGUUCACACUUUGACCCAUUCACACUGAAAAUACAGCGUUUUUCUUCUAA
Dicrocoelium dendriticum is the source of this 651-nucleotide messenger RNA. The record is from the annotation of a GenBank genome assembly. Lineage: Eukaryota; Metazoa; Platyhelminthes; Trematoda; Plagiorchiida; Dicrocoeliidae.